Messenger RNA from Ostertagia ostertagi, 636 nucleotides. NCBI's taxonomy places the organism in Eukaryota, Metazoa, Nematoda, Chromadorea, Rhabditida, Trichostrongylidae. The record is from the annotation of a GenBank genome assembly.
AUGAACUACGAGGUUGUACCAGAGUCGUUUGCUGAAAAUGUGUGGAUUGCGAAAGGAAAGACGCUUAUUGUUGGUUAUGACGUCGCUCAUCCAGGAAGGCCAACACGUGAUGAAAUAAUGAACAGGAUGCCACCGAAGAAACCUAGUGUUGUUGGAUUCUCGUUUAAUGGUGCGGUACAUCGUGAAAUGUUUAUUGGCGAUUACCAUUAUCAAAUCCCUCGUCGGGAGAGGGUGGAAGGUUCCGUGUUGAAUGCUCGCUUUAAAUGGAUGCUUGAAUUGUUCACGAGGAAUCGUGGAGUGUGGCCGGAGAAUGUUGUGAUCACUCGAGAUGGCGUAUCGGAAGGCCAGUAUAGAAUGGUUAUCGAGGACGAAUUGUUUGCAAUCAAAGAAGCAUGCCGAGAGUUCGGUAAUAUUCACGGGCGGGAGUCGUGGAUGCCCCGUUUCACCGUGGCUGUUGCAACCAAACGUCACAAUGCACGAUUUUUCGUGGAAAAGAGGGGCAUUGAAAAUCCAAAGCCAGCUACCGUAGUCGAUACAGAUGUGGUUCGAAAUGAUAUCACCGAAUUUUACAUGCAAAGUCAUCACCCGGUGCAGGUAUGGUUUUCUCUUCUCGAAUAUGCGGGUUUCUGGUGUUGA